This is a messenger RNA of Morchella sextelata, 474 nucleotides long. RefSeq lists its product as uncharacterized. The coding region runs from base 1 to 474 and encodes 157 amino acids. Gene Ontology annotation, molecular function: fatty acyl-CoA hydrolase activity. The record is from RefSeq and is a predicted model, not a curated record. Lineage: Eukaryota; Fungi; Ascomycota; Pezizomycetes; Pezizales; Morchellaceae. The transcript is spliced from 3 exons.
AUGGCUACUCCCACAGAUCAAACAUGCUCAGCAGAGUUCCUGCAAGAGCAUGUAGAGCUUUCCACCUCCCCCGCUGCAGAUUUGGUCGCAGAUUCGGGAGAACAGCCCAAUAUACCAAUUUGCAUCAAGAUCACCUCGGUCGAGAAGGGCACCGUGAAGGCGGGGCUACGGGUCGAGAAGAAGCACUUGAACUCAAAGGGGUUCCUGCACGGGACGGUCAGUACAUGUUUGAUUGACUGGAUGGGGAGUAUGGUGAUUGCUUCUCAUGGGUUGGAGAAGACGGGGUUGAGCACAGAUAUUCAUGCAACGUAUAUUGCGACGGCCCAGGAGGGAGAUGUGUUGUUGGUGGUGGGGCAGGCAUCGAGGGUGGGCAGGAGUUUGGCGUUUUUGACGGUCAAUAUUUCGAAAGUCUUGCCCAGUGGAGAGACACAGAUUGUGGCGACGGGGACGCAUACGAAGUACAUCAAGCAGUAG